GGUGAGCGUGAGCCUGGGAAAUGGCAGUGAUGGAAAUGGCCUGCCCAGGCGCCCCUGGCUCAGCAGUCGGGCAGCAGAAGGAGCUCGCCAAAGCCAAGGAGAAGCCACCACCGAUGGGGAAGAAGCAGAGCCCCGUUUACAAGCUGGAGGCGGUAGAGAAGAGCCCCGUGUUCUGCGGGAAGUGGGAGAUCCUGAACGACGUGAUCACCAAAGGCACAGCCAAGGAAGGCUCUGAGGGAGGGCCAGCUGCCAUCUCCAUCAUCGCCCAGGCCGAAUGUGAGAAUAGCCAAGAGUUCAGCCCCACCUUCUCAGAACGAAUUUUCAUCGCUGGGUCGAAACAGUACAGCCAGUCUGAGAGUCUUGAUCAGAUCCCCAACAAUGUGGCCCAUGCAACUGAAGGCAAGAUGGCCCGUGUGUGUUGGAAGGGAAAGCGUCGCAGCAAAGCCCGGAAGAAACGAAAGAAGAACCCGAAGUCCCUGGCUCAGGCAGGAGUGGCCUUGGCCAAACCCCUCCCCAGAACCCCUGAACAGGAGAGCUGUGCAGUCCCAGUGCAGGAGGAUGAAUCUCCACUAGGCACCCUGUAUGCUAGAAAUGCCCCCCAGUUCACCAAGCCUCUGAAGGAACCAGGCCUUGGCCAACUCUGUUUUAAGAAACUCGGCGAGGGCCUACGGCCAGCACUGCCUCGAGCGGAACUCCACAAACUGAUCAGCCCCUUGCAAUGUCUAAACCAUGUGUGGAAACUCCACCACCCCCAGGAUGUAGGCCCCCUGCCCCGGCCCGCCCACCCCUUCCCCUACAGCAAACUGCCCCAUCCCUUCCCAUUCCACCCUCUUCAGCCCUGGAAACCUCACCCCCUGGAGUCCUUCCUGGGCAAACUGUCCUGUGUAGAUAGCCAGCAGCCCCUGCCUGGCCCACACCUGAGCAAACUGGCCUAUGUAGAUAGUCAGAAGCCCCUGCCCGGCCCCCACGUGGAGCCUGGCUGCCCUUCUCGUGGUGCCCAUGAGAAGUUUUCUGUGGAGGAAUACCUAGUGCACGCUCUGCAAGGCAGCGUGAGCUCAGGCCAGGCCCACAGCCUGGCCAGCCUGGCCAAGACCUGGUCGGCAGGGGGCUCCAGGCCCCGAGAGCCCAUCCCUGAAACAGAGGACAACGAGGGGGUCCUGCUUACCCAGAGACUUAAGCCGGUGGAUUAUGAGUACCGAGAAGAAGUCCACUGGGCCACGCAGCAGCCCCGCCUGGGCAGAGGCUCCUUCGGAGAGGUGCACAGGAUGGAGGACAAGCAGACCGGCUUCCAGUGUGCUGUCAAAAAGGUGCGGGUCGAAGUAUUUCGGGCAGAGGAAUUGAUGGCGUGUGCGGGAUUGACCUCACCCAGAAUUGUCCCUUUGUAUGGAGCUGUGAGGGAAGGUCCUUGGGUCAACAUCUUCAUGGAGCUUCUGGAAGGUGGCUCGCUGGGCCAGCUCAUAAAGCAGAAGGGCUGUCUGCCCGAGGACCGAGCCCUUUACUACCUGGGCCAGGCCCUGGAGGGGUUGGAAUACCUCCAUACACGAAGGGUCCUACAUGGAGAUGUCAAAGCUGAUAAUGUGCUCCUGUCCAGCGACGGGAGCCGUGCAGCCCUCUGCGACUUUGGCCAUGCCAUGUGCCUUCAACCUGAUGGACUGGGGAAGUCCUUGCUCACAGGGGACUACAUCCCUGGCACAGAGACCCACAUGGCUCCAGAGGUGGUGAUGGGCAAGCCUUGUGAUGCCAAGGUGGAUGUCUGGAGCAGCUGCUGCAUGAUGCUGCACAUGCUCAAUGGCUGCCACCCUUGGACCCAGUUCUUCCGAGGGCCGCUCUGCCUCAAGAUCGCCAGCGAGCCCCCGCCUGUGAGGGAGAUCCCACCUUCCUGUGCCCUUCUCACAGCCCAGGCCAUCCAGGAGGGGCUGAGGAAGGAGCCUGUGUACCGAGCAUCCGCGGCAGAGCUGUGGGGGAAGGUCAGCCGGGCGCUGCAGCAAGUGGGAGGUCUGCAGAGCCCUUGGAGGGGAGAAUAUAAGGAACCAAGACGUGCACUGCCAAACCAAGCCAACUAUCACCAGACCCCCCACGCCCAGCCGAAGGAGCACUUGCCAGGGGCUCCAGGGCCCCUGCCAGCUGAGGACACAACAGGCGGGACCUGUAAGCCUCAGCUGCCUCUACCACCAGAACCCCCAGAGCCAAACAAGUCUUCAACCCUGCACUUGAGCAAGGAGGAGUCUGGGACAUGGGAACCCUUGCCUCUGUCCUCUUUGGACCCGGCCCCUGCCAAAACCCCCAACUCACCAGAGCGGAAAGCAACCUUCCCCGAGCAGGAGCUACAGCAGCUGGAAAUAGAAUUAUUUCUGAACAGCCUGUCGCAGCCAUUUUCUCUGGAGGAGCAGGAGCAAAUUCUCUCAUGCCUCAGCAUCGACAGCCUCUCCCUGUCAGAUGAGAGUGAGAAGAACCCAUCAAAGGCCUCUCAGAGCUCACGAGACACCCUGAGUUCUGGCAUACACUCGUGGAGCAGCCAGGCAGAGGCUCGAAGCUCCAGCUGGAACAUGGUGCUGGCCCGGGGGCGGCCCACCGACACCCCAAGCUAUUUCAAUGGUGUGAAGGUCCAAAUACAGUCUCUCAAUGGCGAACACCUGCACAUCCGGGAGUUCCACCGGGUCAAGGUGGGAGACAUUGCGACCGGCAUCAGCAGCCAGAUCCCAGCUGCAGCCUUCAGCCUGGUGACCAAAGAUGGACAACCUGUUCGCUAUGACAUGGAAGUGCCAGACUCGGGGAUUGACCUGCAGUGCACCCUAGCCCCUGAUGGCAGCUUUGCCUGGAGCUGGAGGGUCAAGCAUGGCCGGCUGGAGAACCGGCCCUAGCCCCGCCUUCCACUGCUGGCUCUACUCUGUCAGAAGCAGCCUUCCUUCUUGGUGCUCCAUGCCACCCGGAGAUCCAGGCUUAACCUGCUCCCAGGGGUUGGCAGCCACAACAUGGCAGCAAGCAAAACACCUGCCAGGGUUUCCCACCUGAGUCCUGCCUGACCCGCCAAGAGAAUACUUUGCCCACAUGCAGAGACGAGGAGGAAGACAGGAGGACCCUUGGGAAACGAACAGGUGCUUCUCUGCCUGCUCCAUAUAAGUUGGCCUGACCCAUUCAGAUCAGUGACCACUUGCUGGCAGUCAGGGGAGAGCAGCUUCCAGCCCGGGUCAGGAGGGGUGAGGCCCCUCAGCCCCCAGGUAGGGUGAGGGUGUCAGGUGUCCAAGGGCCCAGAUCGAGGUCUUGUACAGGACCAGGGCAGCAGGUUUGCCUGCCUUGGGUUAAUGGGGGUCUCUGACCCCUCGUCUGGCCUUGCCUGGCCAUCUAAGCCCCUUUCGGAUGUAGGAGGAUGGAAUGCCUGACACUUGGAAGUCUUCUUGUGUCAGAUUGCUGCCACACUGGUCCUGAGUUGAACUCCAGUUCAGCCAAGGACCAAAGGUAUUGAAGUGAAGUGAUUCUCAGUCCCCAGCACGUGCUCCUUGGUGGCUGGCCACUCUUCCCCAGAGUGUCACUGCCUCUGACUAGCUGGCACUCAGUUCCCUCAUCUGUUAAAGAGAAGGGUGACAUGAGGCCCACCUGUCAGGAAUUGUGGGAGGAUACGGCAUAACAGAGACUGAAGAAAGCGGGGGAUGUAGGCACUCCUGUUCCCCAGGAGCGCAGCUCAGCGUCACAUCGACCCUGCCCUGCCCCAUCCCAUGUCGCAGGGCACUGCCGACUACACUUUGCACUCUGAUGACCUCAAAGCACUUUCACAGCUGCCGUCCAGGAGGGUGGGACAAGCAGGCCAGGAGAUUGGUGAAGAGACUCAGUCUUGACCUGUCCACCUGCAUGUGACCCCUCAACCAUCUCAGAUUUCAAGAUGAGCACCCCCUUCCCCGUUGCCCGGCCAGCCUCUUCUCUUGGGGAGCUGCUCAUGUAGCAUUAAAUCAACUGUGAAUCGUUGGGAGGGAGGGGCCUGCUGGCCUUAACCUCCUAGGGCCUGGGGGCACUGAGACCCCUCUUUGGGAGAAGCUUGUCCCCACAUCUUGCCAAGGUGGCCUCUGUCCAGCUAUUCACAUCGAGCCAGACUGCUCCCAUGGAGAGAUCCCGCCCCAGCACAUGAAGAACUGCAGCCAUGGUACUGCAGAGUUCAGGUUGUAGAGAACUCUGUGAGCAAUAAAGUUUUGAGUGAUGACAAAUG
Galeopterus variegatus (Sunda flying lemur) is the source of this 4198-nucleotide messenger RNA. It is a transcript of the gene MAP3K14, whose product is annotated as mitogen-activated protein kinase kinase kinase 14. The record is from RefSeq and is a predicted model, not a curated record. The coding region runs from base 21 to 2861 and encodes 946 amino acids. The transcript has 15 exons. Gene Ontology annotation, molecular function: ATP binding; protein serine/threonine kinase activity. Gene Ontology annotation, biological process: protein phosphorylation; positive regulation of canonical NF-kappaB signal transduction. Lineage: Eukaryota; Metazoa; Chordata; Mammalia; Dermoptera; Cynocephalidae.